AUGAACAAAAAAAUAAAUAAAACAACAACAGAUAAAAAUAAAAAAACCCAAGGUGGUGGUUUCAGAAAAUGUUUAUUAGUAACAUCAAUUGUAAUUGGUUUAUUAUCAACUUUAAUACCAUUAAUAUUUAUUGGAUUUUGUUCACAAGCAUUAUUAUAUUUCCCAUGGUGGCGUGGAGUUGUUGCUAAUACUACUACCAAUCCAAUGAGCGAAUUUUCAAUAGAAUACGAAAAUAUAUCAUUCAAAUCAUUCGAUAAUGCAAAUUUAACAAUUAAUGGUUGGUGGGUACCAUCCAAGGAAUCAAAUAAUCAAAAUAUUUGUAUUGUUUCAGUUCAUGGUUCAGGUAGAGAUCGUUACGAGUGGUUCAGUCAAAUCCCAGUUUAUCACAAUGAAGGUAUCUCCAUUUUAACAUACGACUCAAUUGAUGGGGUAGGUCAAAGUGAUGGCUUAGGUCGUGGAAUUGGUUAUAGCUAUAGAGAACAUAAAGAUGUUCGUGCUGCUAUUAGAUUAUUAAAGGAUCCAAAUCAAAAAUAUAACCAACAUUGCAAAAAGAUUAUUCUCACUGGUAUGUCCCUUGGUGGUGGUUCUGUUAUUAUUGCUGGUGCCAAAGAUAAGGAUUUAAUCGAUGGUGUAAUUGCAGAAAGUCCAUAUUCAAAUGCCCAAAACGCCUGGAGACACAACAUUUUUAGAUUUUUAAAUCAAGGUGUAAGCUCUUUCUUCCCAUUCAUCAAAGCACCAUAUGAUGAAAUUCUCUUACCAAAGAAUCCACCAGAAUGGAUAGUAAAAACUAUCUUAAUGAUCACCGAAAAGCGUAUUCUUUUCACAGACACCAACAUCACCGAAAAUGAUACACCAAUCAAUUAUGUAGAUAAAAUUUCACCAAAACCAUUACUUUUAAUUCACGCAACUCACGACCCAGUAGUACCACACAUCGAAUCUGUUCGUCUCUAUGAAAAAUCUAAUCAACCAAAAGAACUUUGGACCGUUUAUGACAAACACACACAUCAAACUGCUGUUCAUUCCGCUUCAAAAAGUGAAUAUUUAGAAAAAUUAAGAAACUUUAUUAAGCAAUUAUAA
This is a messenger RNA of Dictyostelium purpureum, 1077 nucleotides long. RefSeq lists its product as uncharacterized. NCBI's taxonomy places the organism in Eukaryota, Evosea, Eumycetozoa, Dictyosteliales, Dictyosteliaceae. The transcript has a single exon. The coding region runs from base 1 to 1077 and encodes 358 amino acids. The record is from RefSeq and is a predicted model, not a curated record.